Molecule: messenger RNA, 963 nt
Organism: Rhizophagus irregularis DAOM 181602=DAOM 197198
Lineage: Eukaryota; Fungi; Glomeromycota; Glomeromycetes; Glomerales; Glomeraceae
Source: RefSeq, a predicted model, not a curated record
UAAUGAUGCAAAUGUAUCAAGCUUCAUCUUUUUUCAAAGAUUAUGUGAAAUAUUUACAAGAGAGAUUUACAUCAGUAGAAAAGAAAAGUAGUAAUAAUGAUUUUGUUGAUAAGUUAAUCGAUAAACUUGAGAUAAAAACAAAACCAUUUGUUGAUUUAAAAUAUUUUUUAAAGUUUUUUCAGCUUAUAGUAAUGAUGUCAAUUAAUACUUAUACCAUUUACAUUGGUGCAUUUACAAGUGAUAGAAAUAAAAUAGAUUGGUUCGUCAAUUAUUUUGAAUUCUAUUUUGUUGUUACGUGGAUCGUAAUUUGGUUUAUUUAUAUUGAUUUCCACUUUAGAGGACAAAAAAGUUUAGAGUUUUUAAUUUGGGUUAUGAAAUUCAUUUCUGGUUUCUCGAUGUUCUUGCUCAUCUAUUUUUUGAGCCUUGAUAUGACUAUGUAUAGGGUCAAAAAACCAAUAGUAAAUUUUAGUAAUCAAAAAUUGACAAAAAAAUUAUAUAUUUUUCUGAUGUUAAUGAUGGUAAUAACCCUCACCCCAAUUGCCAUUAUCGCACUCUUUGUCAAGUGUAGACAAAUCUCUACAUCCCUUGAACCAAUUACUUCCCGGAAUGUGGCCGACCUAUUUCAUAAAGAUAAUAUUGCUGAGACUAUAAGAGCCAUCAUCCGUUUUGCGGGAUUUACGCUCAAUAUAGCCUAUUUAAAUAAACCUCCAAACAUGAAUUCGUGGUUAGAAACUCAUUAUAUAGAGAAUCAGAAAUUUUACGAACGUUUGAUAGAUAGGAAGGGAAGAUGGGGAGCGAUAAAAGUGAUGCUUAAAUAUGACAAUGCAUUUCGUUUGGACAAAAAAUUUUGGAAAUCAUUUGAUGGUUAAAUUAAUUUAUCAUAGAAUAAUUACUAGUUGAAACUUGAUAAUAACAUUAAGCAAAAUGUAAUAAAAUAUAUUAAAAAAUUUGCGGUAUAUGAAU